Messenger RNA from Baudoinia panamericana UAMH 10762, 1046 nucleotides. RefSeq lists its product as uncharacterized. The record is from RefSeq and is a predicted model, not a curated record. Gene Ontology annotation, molecular function: protein heterodimerization activity. Gene Ontology annotation, biological process: tRNA methylation; peptidyl-glutamine methylation; rRNA (guanine-N7)-methylation. The transcript has 2 exons. NCBI's taxonomy places the organism in Eukaryota, Fungi, Ascomycota, Dothideomycetes, Mycosphaerellales, Teratosphaeriaceae. The coding region runs from base 411 to 806 and encodes 131 amino acids.
GCUGGUCGCCGGCGUUACCAUGAAGAGGUGGCGACGGCAGCAAAUGCCAAUAAGAGCGGCGGUAGUAUUCAGUUUUGAUGAGCGAAUGAUACCACACUGUUGUUGGGCGUUUUCAACGGACCGUUAGCAUUCCUUGUGUACGUGACCUUACGCACCUUUCAUUGGGACAAACUCAUCCCUCGUCACCAGCUAUGACUUGAAUUCCCAUAGCCUUUCGCAUCUACCAUACCUUUUCCUGCUCCGGUGUUGAGGCCAUCGCCGUCGGUGUACGUGUUGAGAACCUUGGCGUGAGCGCAACGUUUUCUGAUUGAGUGGUACGCUCGAGCACAUAUUGAAACUCGCCUUUGAAGUUCAGCCACUAAAAACAUCUGUUCUCGACAACGCCUCCGGUCACUAAUGAGAUAUCCGAGAUGAAGCUGUUGACCCUCAACUUCCUCACUUGUGCACGCAAGACGUGCAAGUCACUUCCGGCGGCCUUCCCUCUGCACCCCAGGGAAGCGGAGCUCGAGCAGGUGGAAACAGAUAUGAAUGCAGCGCUCAUCAAGAAUAUACUGCCAAGGCUGGAAUGGGACGCCAUGAAGACCGUGACGACCGAACUAGGUCUACCGAAUCUGCCUGCGGAAACACCAGCUCCGGAAGAUCUCGCCACCGCAGACGGCGAGCCUUCGCAAACACUUAAGGAUCUGCAUGUUUUGCUGAUGGAUACUGCGGUCGUCAGUGGUAAGCUGGUCUGCGGCAACUGCGGACACGAGUAUGCCGUUAAGGAGGGCAUCGCAAACUUCCUUUUACCAAGCCACAUGGUGUGAGCCGACGAGCGACAACCCCCACGCACGCAUCAAAGUUCAACCUGAUCUAUGCUCUAAAUAAUGUCGAGGCAUCGGCUGCCGGGGGCGGGACGAUAGAAGGAGACUGCUGUCUUCUGUUCGGAAAUUUCGUCCCCAGCCCGAGGUGUACACGGUUAUCACACAUUUUCGACCCUCCAGGAAGUUGCACAGCCAACCGACAAGUCCUCCACAUGGAGUGGGAUGGUCACAGCUUCGAUGACG